UGCGAGGUGAUUAGUUACCGGAUCGGCCGAGUGGGUCAAUGUCUGCGCUCGUGAAAAUUAAUGGUGGUGAGGUGAAACCCGUGGCGUGUCGAAAAUGGUUUAACGCGAGUUGUGCCGUUCCGGGAACGCAGUGCGGGCCGUUCGAUUAAGUGUCAGGUGGAGUCCGGUGCGCCCCCCGGACCGUUUUAUGCGGCCAUCCCGAACUCUCGACGAGCACCAAGAAACUUUUGUAAAGAGGCCACACACAAGCGAAUACGAUCGACGCUCUCAUACCUUUGACGGGAGUAAAAGGAAGAUCUCGUCGAGCAAUGUAACAGGAAUAGAAAUAAUAAGUGCGAGGACUAUCGUUUUUUAUUAUCAUUCUUUUAUUCCGUUUCUAUACUGAAAAAAGAAUAGAUUCGUGUCGUGCGUUGUAGCAGAUUUAUUAUAAAUAGACGAUGAGUGGCGGACGCCCGAGGACGACGUCCUUCGCCGAGGGCAACAAACAGGCUCUUAAUCCUCCCCUGGGAGGUGUGAAAAUUAGCAGUAAAGAUGGAGGUAAAGUGACCACUGUGGUGGCGACUCCGGGUCAAGGACCAGAUCGACCCCAGGAAGUCUCAUAUACGGACACCAAAGUGAUUGGGAAUGGUAGUUUUGGAGUGGUCUAUCAGGCCAAAUUGUGUGAUACUGGCGAAAUGGUCGCAAUUAAGAAAGUCCUACAAGACAAGAGGUUUAAGAAUCGAGAAUUACAGAUAAUGAGGCGGCUAGAGCAUUGUAACAUAGUAAAACUUAAGUAUUUCUUCUAUUCAAGUGGGGACAAGAAAGACGAAGUGUAUCUUAAUUUGGUGCUAGAAUAUAUCCCGGAAACAGUAUACAAAGUAGCGAGGCAUUAUAGCAAAUCAAAGCAGACUAUACCUAUCAGCUUUAUUAAGUUAUAUAUGUACCAAUUGUUUCGUUCGUUGGCAUAUAUCCAUUCGUUGGGUAUUUGCCACAGAGACAUCAAGCCGCAAAAUUUAUUGCUCGAUCCGGACACUGGCGUGUUGAAACUUUGCGAUUUCGGAAGCGCGAAACACCUGGUAAAAGGCGAGCCGAAUGUCUCGUACAUUUGCAGUCGGUAUUAUCGCGCCCCAGAACUCAUCUUUGGCGCAAUCGAUUACACGACGAAGAUUGAUGUGUGGAGUGCAGGUUGCGUCCUUGCUGAAUUGCUUCUUGGUCAACCAAUUUUCCCUGGCGAUUCCGGCGUUGACCAAUUGGUCGAAAUCAUUAAAGUACUUGGAACGCCAACGAGAGAACAAAUACGUGAAAUGAACCCCAAUUACACCGAGUUUAAAUUUCCACAGAUUAAGUCUCAUCCUUGGCAACAGGUCUUUAGGGCACGUACACCACCGGAAGCGAUCGAAUUGGUCGCCCGAUUGCUGGAAUAUACACCAUCAUCACGUAUUAGCCCGUUACAGGCUUGUGCCCAUUCGUUCUUUAAUGAACUAAGAGAACCGAAUACACGUCUACCCAACGGAAAUGAGUUGCCCCCAUUAUUUAACUUUACAGAACAAGAGUUAAGUAUCCAGCCAUCGUUAAAUACAAUUUUGGUACCACGCGGUGUACAGGAGGCAUCAAAUAGUCCACAGGACGGAGCAGGAGCUUCAACGGCCGCGGACACAACCGAUGCAACAAGUCCUCCGGUACAAGCCGCGGCGUCAGGCAUAGCUUAGGUAGUUCAAAUCCCCCCACAAUACGCAAUUUAAAAAAAAAAUAAUAACCGAAUCGGUUAAAGUAAAAUUAAAAAAAUUACUUUACCAAUUUUUGUUAUCACUAUUUUCCCCUCUAUCGCCCAUCGAAAAUAUCCCUUUAAAAAAAUGACGCGUGGCACCUUAGCCCUGCCCUGACCUGCUACUAGAACACUUUUAACUUACUAUAGGUAGAUGAUCUGCGUGUGUGACCACGAUUCGAUUCCCGUUUAAAAAAAAAUAUCGGAAAAAAUUAAGAUACAGCUGUACCAUAGGUUAAUUAAUUAAUUAAUUAUUAUAAUACGCGAUCCGUCAGUUGUACAGAAUAACUACAUACAAAAAAAAAACUUAAGAUAUGUGUAAAACGGCAUUUUUUUUAGCCAAUAACCACGCGAUAUUUUUAAUUAUCGUCAUUGCGGUUUAUGUUGAUCGAAAUUGUUUUAUUAAUUAGCGAAGAAAUUGACGAGAUUUUUUAUCUAAAAACGACAUAAACCGAAUGAACAUAAAAUAAAAAUAAAAUCCAAUUGAAUGCAAAAAUAAAGGCAGUUGAGGAAGAAGAAAUCGUCGAAAAAUCUGUUAAUUAUUAAUAUCACCUGAUGAGCCGUGUGCAAUUUAUCAAAUUAAGAGAUUGAUUAUCACGCAUGCUUUAAAAUCAUAUCGAAUUAAAGAAUUUGAAGAGCAACACAAAUAUAGCAAAAAUAAAAAAGGUGAUCUGCAAAAUAGAA
Onthophagus taurus is the source of this 2428-nucleotide messenger RNA. The record is from RefSeq and is a predicted model, not a curated record. Lineage: Eukaryota; Metazoa; Arthropoda; Insecta; Coleoptera; Scarabaeidae.